Messenger RNA from Electrophorus electricus (electric eel), 3297 nucleotides. It is a transcript of the gene prpf40a, whose product is annotated as PRP40 pre-mRNA processing factor 40 homolog A. The record is from RefSeq and is a predicted model, not a curated record. NCBI's taxonomy places the organism in Eukaryota, Metazoa, Chordata, Actinopteri, Gymnotiformes, Gymnotidae. Gene Ontology annotation, cellular component: U1 snRNP; U2-type prespliceosome. Gene Ontology annotation, biological process: mRNA cis splicing, via spliceosome. Gene Ontology annotation, molecular function: RNA binding; protein binding.
CUCGUGGCGGAGAAGUUGGGCUGCUAAAUGUUGAGUCAACAUGUCCUCAGAUGAUGGUAGUAGUGGCCCAUGUCAAGCACCACCUUUUCCUGGUGUCCCGCCCUCAGGGAUGCCCCCGCCUUUUAUGGGACCGCCGGGAAUGCCACCUCACUUCCCACCAAUGGGAAUGCCACCCAUGGGCCAGAGGCCUCCCAACAUGGCUCCCAUGCCCCCAGGAAUGAUGCCACCCAUGAUGCCACCAAUGGGAGCUCCUCCAAUAGGACAGAUGCCAGGUAUGAUGCCACCAAUGAUGCCUGGGAUGAUGAUGCCCCCGCGAAUGCCAGCUGCGACGAUGCAGCCUACAGGCCCGGUUGGAGCAUCGGCAGUGGCGGUGCAGCCUGGUGUUAGUCCUGUGGAUACAGCAGGUACUGCUGCUCCAGGUACCGCUAGCACAGCAAAUGACUCUCCUCCAGAUGACCAGCCUAAGAAGAAAUCCGUGUGGACGGAGCACAAGUCUCUGGAUGGGAAAACCUACUACUACAACACCGAGACCAAGCAAUCUACCUGGGAGAAACCAGACGAACUCAAGACUCCUGCAGAGCAACUCCUGUCAAAGUGCCCGUGGAAAGAGUACAAGUCGGACGCAGGGAAGCCAUACUAUUACAACUCUCAGACCAAAGAGUCCCGCUGGACCAAGCCGAAGGAGCUGGAGGAUCUGGAAGCAAUGAUCAAGGCAGAGGAGAAUGGGACGGCGGACGUCGCAGCUCCUGGCACCGCACCCACUCUGGCAGCGCCGGCGGACACGCCAGUCGCUGAGGCUGUCGUUGCCGAGGUUGAUGUUGCCGUGACGACGAGCAUCGCAGAGGAACAGCCAACUCAGGUGCCCACACAGGGGGCAGAGGUCAUCACUGAGCAAACACCGACUGUGACUGAGGAAGUAACCAGCACAGAGACACCAGCCAGCAACGACACAUCUAAAGAGGAGAGGCCCGAGCUUGUGAAGAAAGUCUACAAGUGGAACACCAAAGAGGAGGCAAAGCAGGCUUUCAAAGAACUGCUCAAGGAAAAGGGAGUGUCGUCGAACGCGUCCUGGGAGCAAGCCAUGAAGAUGGUCAUUAAUGACCCUCGUUACAGUGCCCUGCCCAAACUAAGCGAGAAAAAGCAGGCGUUUAAUGCCUAUAAGGUUCAGACUGAGAAGGAGGAGAAGGAGGAAGCCAGGAUCAAGUACAAGGAGUCCAAAGAGACGUUCCAGCGCUUCCUUGAGAACCACGACAAAAUGACCUCCACCACCAGAUACAAGAAAGCGGAGCAGAUGUUUGGUGAUCUGGAGGUGUGGAGCUGUGUUCCAGAGAGAGACAGGCUGGAGAUAUAUGAAGACGUGCUGUUCUACUUGGCUAAGAAAGAGAAGGAGCAAGCCAAGCAGCUGAGGAAGAGGAACUGGGAGGCCCUGAAGAACAUUCUGGACAACAUGGCCAACGUUACCUACCGCACCACCUGGUCAGAGGCUCAGCAGUACCUGCUGGACAACCCCACCUUUGCUGAGGAUGAGGAGCUGCAGAACAUGGACAAGGAAGACGCUCUGAUUUGCUUUGAGGAGCACAUCCGUGCUCUGGAGAAGGAGGAGGAGGAGGAGAAGCAGAAAGCCCUACUGAGAGAGAGACGCAGGCAGCGCAAGAACAGGGAGAGCUUCCAGAAGUUUCUGGAUGAGCUGCAUGACCAUGGUCAGUUGCACUCCAUGUCUGCAUGGAUGGAGAUGUACCCAACCGUCAGCGCAGACAUACGCUUCGCCAGCAUGCUGGGCCAGCCAGGAUCUACACCGCUGGACUUGUUCAAGUUCUACGUGGAAGACCUCAAAGCUCGUUACCAUGACGAGAAGAGGAUCAUCAAAGACAUCUUAAAGGAUAAGGGCUUCCUGGUGGAGAUCAGCACCAGCUUUGAGGAUUUUGGCUCUGUGAUCAGCUCCGAUAAGAGGGCCACCACGCUGGAUGCCGGCAACAUCAAGCUGGCCUUCAACAGCCUGUUGGAGAAGGCGGAGGCGCGGGAGAGGGAGAGGGAGAAGGAGGAGGCCAGAAAGAUGAAACGGAAAGAGGCGGCCUUUAAGAGCAUGCUGAAGCAGGCCACGCCCCCUCUGGAGCCCGACACUUCAUGGGAGGGGGUAAGGGAGAGAUUCCUGAAGGAGCCUGCCUUUGAGGAUAUCACCCUGGAGUCAGAAAGAAAGAGGAUAUUUAAAGACUUUAUGCAUGUUUUGGAGCAUGAGUGCCAGCACCAUCACUCCAAAACCAAGAAACACUCAAAGAAAUCCAAGAAGCACCACAGAAAGCGCUCCCGCUCUCGCUCAGGAUCUGAAUCCGAGGAUGACGAGUAUCACUCAAAGAAGAAGAAGCGUUCCACGUCAAAGUCCCCAUCUGAGCAUUCGUCCUCAGGAGAGUCCGAGAGAAGUUAUAAAAAAUCCAAGAAGCACAAGAAGAAGGCAAAGAAGAGGCGUCACAAGUCGGCGUCCCCUGAGUCGGAUGGAGACAAGGACAGAAAGGGGAGAGACAAAGACAAGGAGAAGGAGAACGAGAAAUCCAGAGGGAAAACCCGGGCCGAAUCCAAACAGAAAUCCCCCAAGAGGAAAGCGGCUAAAGAGGAGGGGGGGUGGGAGACCUCAGGCAGUGAACUAAGUGAAGGAGAACUGGAGAAGAGGAGGAGAACUCUUCUGGAGCAGUUAGAUGCACCAUAGACGACCUUUCACCCGUCACCCCCUCUCUCUCCCUCUCUCUCUCUCGCUCUCGCUCUCGCUCGUUCAAACACGCAUUCCCCUUCAUGCGUCUCUGCAUACGUCUCUAUGGCAGUGCAGGCAGGACUCGGGAGCCAUGCAUGGAGGCCCUUUUUCUCUGCUCUGGAGUGUUGUGCAGAAUGUGAUCGCUCAGUAUUGAACGUCAGCUUGAACCUCCUUGGUAGCGUCUCAGGAGAUCCCCUCCAGACUGGGCUCGGCGCUAAGGACGUGUGGUUCAAGUCUGCACCAAGUUCUUUUCCAUCUUCCUUCCAUUCUCUUCUGUUCUGUUAUUCCCACCCCCCACCCCAUGUCUCAGAAGCUGUUUUUAUGUAGUUGUACAUUUUUGUUGUUGCCAAUAGUUUGGCCUUUAAAAUUGUUUACAGGCAAAUAAAAACCCCAUAAACACGGCCCGGCCGUUCAAACUCCGCUCCCUCUGUACAUUGUCCUUUCUGGGGGGAAAUCGGGUAGGUAUUGCUAUGAAUGAAAUCUUUUCAAAGGUAUUUUUACAAAUGUCGUACUUUGACUCUCACGAUGUAUUAAAACAGCCGUAGAAUUACUGA